UCUGUUUUCACAGGCCAUGACUUGAAUUUGGAAUCAAGUCUGUUUCUCUUCCAGUUGGUGUAUAGUUGUGAGAGGUGCUAAACUGGUUGAGUUAGUUUGAUGCUGUGGGAGGUAUAAUGAUUUCUCAAGCUUCUUGCAGAUUACUGAGGCAGCUAAGAUGAGGCAAGAGGCAAAAACUGCCGUUCUUCCAGAGUCAAGCAAGGCUGACUUGCAUCCAGGAUGGUGGUUUUCUAAUCUGAAAAUUACAGUUGUCCUUUAGGAGUUCUAAAAAACCCUCUUUUUUCUGGUAAACGUCAUGUGGAGUUGCCUGGCUGUAGCUGAGUCUUGAGUUUUUUUCACUGGGAAAAAAAAUGGGAGAUUCAGCUUUAUUUGAUCUGUUAGAGUGUCCUGUAUGCUUGGAGAAGCUGGAUGUCUCAGCCAAGGUGCUCCCAUGUCAGCACACCUUCUGCAAGCCUUGCCUUCAGAGAAUCUUGAAAUCACAGAAGGAAUUGAGGUGUCCUGAAUGCCGAACCUUGGUGCUCUGCAGCAUAGAAGAGCUUCCAGCCAACUUGUUUUUAAUCCGCUUACUGGACGGCAUCCGAUUAGGACCAAGUGUAAUGAAGUUUGGCUCACUUCAAAGAUCUGGAGGUCUCAGUUCUCCUGCCUCUGUCAGGAGACUCAGGGGAGAUCCAAGAGGCUUACAACUCAAUCAAUACAGGCUGACUUCACAUUCCAGGAUCCCUAUGGAAGGGAUUCCUCGAGCUAAAGCCCUGUACAGCUACAGAGGACACAACCCUGGAGAACUAAGGUUCAACAAAGGUGACAUUAUUAUAUUGCAUCGUCAGCUGGAUGAAAACUGGUACCUAGGAGAAAUCAAUGGGGUCAGUGGCGUUUUCCCAACAAACUCAGUGCAAGUUAUCAAACAGUUGCCACGGCCACUAGCCCUGUGCAGAGCACUAUACAACUUUGAUCUGAAAUCCAGGAAUAAAAACGAUAAGAUGGACUGCCUGACUUUUCAUAAGGGUGAUAUAAUCACUGUAAUCAGCCAAGUGGAUGAGAACUGGGCAGAGGGGAAAUUGGGUGACAAAACUGGAAUUUUCCCCAUCUUGUUUGUGGAGCCCAAUACGACAGCACGACAACUCUUCCAAACAACUAAAGGUCUGCAGUCUUCACCCUUACGGAGAUCAUUGCCCAGAGCAAAAUGCAUGGAGUCCCCUGCUUUCUGCAAGGGGUCAGAAUCUAGAAGGAAGAGCAUGAAGCAAUUCUCAAUUACAACUGCCUUAAAUACUCUCAACAGGAUGGUCCAUUUGCCCACAGACCGGCAAUCUCUGGAGAUCAGCUCUCCUGUGCUCAUCAGCUCCAGCAAUCCAUCUGUGGCUAUCCAGAACAGUGAGAAAGCAGAAUUCCUAUACAGCACCCCUGUUCAGGUCAACACUUCCUAUUACUCUACACCUGGAUCCCUGGGGAAUUCUACAGCCAUAGUCACUCUCCCCCACUUACAGCAACAACUAUCGGUGAAUAUGUGCGUUGCUUUACACUCCUACACAGCUCAUGGUCCAGAUGAACUAGAACUGCAAAAAGGAGAAGGCAUUCGUGUUUUGGGGAAAUAUCAAGAAGGUUGGCUAAAAGGGAUGUCUUUGGUCUCCGGAAAAGUUGGGAUCUUCCCCAGCAAUUACGUCACUCCAUUUUUCAGGAAAUCAUCAAGUUUUCCUGAUUCAAGAAUGCCUUCCCUCUAUGCCACCUGGACAUUAUCCACUUCCUCACUUUCAUCCCAGGGAAGCAUCUCAGAGAAUGGCCCAAGGCAAAGCAGACCUUUGAAAUCAGCCUUCAUGCCAACAUCUUUGGCCUCACCUGUGAGGGAUCUCUCUGUGCCAACUGCUUCAGAGCAAACAGCAUCACAGAGGCGAGGACGUGGCAGCAAUAGAAAGAAUGGAUCUCUCCUGAAACCUGUGCAGCCUAUAGCUAUUAUUCCAUUUAUCAGCUCCCUGAGGCGCACUUCUGCUACCCCUUUACGACCCCAGCAAUCUCCAAUAUAUCAGCAGAUCUCCAGUCUGCCCCGAGGAACUGGCGCAGCUGACACAGCAGCCAGGCCGAAUUUUUCCCAUGAUUCUUCAUUAGUGUUAGUGCCCCGGAGCGGAAACAGCAGAGCUCCUUCUGUGUGUAGCUCUGUAUUGGACACCAAAGAAUUGUCAACAAAAGGUGAACUGACUCUAAAGCCACCUGCAUCUGCUCCACCAUCCAUAUUGGUGAAGCCAGAUACCUCCAGAAACGGUACUGAGAAGCAAGUGAAAACAGUGAGGUUUCAGAACUACAGCCCUCCACCAUCCAAGAGACACAGCUCUCAACUUUCACCCAGCUUGCCCAGUGGCAAGACUGAGCAAGGAGGAACUAAUGAAACCACACAGACAGAAUCAGCCAAGGGCCCUGAUGCAUCAUCUCUUCAUUCCCACCGCAAUAGCUCUAGUCCAGUUCAUCAAAGAAGGAUGCUACAUCCCAAGACCUCAUCCCUAGAUCAAGCAGGUCACCUGACCCUUCCUACAAAAAAGAAUUAUUGCAGCAUCUCUGAAAACUGAAAAAGAUUAAUCCUACUUAAUUGUUUCAUUUUGAAAAAAAUGCCAUUAUAUUUUGCUGUGAAUGGGGGAACCCCUAUGUACGCCGUAAACAAACACUUCUUUAGUGUAAAUUUCACAGGAGAGUUAGGCCUCUUUCAGGAAACUGCACUAGCAGAGAUGGUCAGCAAAUGACUGAUGGAUACUUCUUAUUCCACAUUGUACAAAGGGUUUUUAUUUUGUGUGGCUUCAAUCUGUACCUCAGCUCCAAAAGUGUGUCAUGUCUGGCAUUUCUCUCCACAUACAAAGACUGUUACAUCUUCCAGAGGUAAUUCAUUGCCACUGAUAGAGACAAAUUGGGUUGAGAGCAGAGGAGAUUAUGUGCAUGGAGACCUGCUCAAAAAUCACAUUGGACUAGUAAGUUCAACUACCGUGCGGUACAUUUGGGAAUGGGUUAAGCAAUUCUGAUUAGACCAUCUCUGGUCUGUCCUAUUCCCUUCCACAGCAGAUAAAAAUCAUCCACUUCUUGUCUGGCUGAGUUUUCAGAUUCUCCUUAUGCCUAGUUUCAUAUCUCAGUUUGCACCUUAACAUUUUGAAGUUAAUUUAUAUGAUUUGAUUAUGAUUUGAUCUAUCUUUUAGGAAUCUUAUAUUUUAUCUUAUAUCCAGCAUAGUUAAUCAAGAUAAAUAAUGAAAUAUGAUCAGUGCAUUGGCUCUCCCCAGCUAUGAAUUCUUGAUCUCGCUUCCAUGAACCAGCUAACUAUCCUUCCACAUGUUGGGACACAUGCAAAUUCCAUACAAUUUUUUAAAAAAUCAUAUAUCUGUGUAUAUAAUGUGAGAUAUUUGUAUCCCAACAAGUUGAAGGGCAGCUGGAUGCUCUUCAUAGAACAAUCAGCAUAUUUUUAAAUUUUCACAAUCUCAGGUUGCAAUCUUAGGCAUAUUUACUUGGGAACAAACAUAGUUGCACUCAGUGGGACUUUUUUUGAAGGAAACAUACUUAGGAUCUGACUGUACAUUUCUGUUCUUAGAGUACAACUGCAUUCAGUCCUAUGUUGUAAAACACAAUGCUCAUCCAGUUUCUGCCUAGGCCCUCCUGAUCUCUCAUCCAUGUUUUGCCCUCUGUCUUCAAACACAGCUUGCAGGACAAUGCCACAGGAGGAACUCAGAGUCUUUUAUAAGGCCCUUCCUUUCUUCCAUCCCACUCCUAUUUAUUUUCCUAUUUAUACAUGCUUGCUUAUUCCCAGGUUUGCUCACACUCCCUGCUAUGUAACCUCAGCAAUAAGUAGAAUUGGAAUGUGCUAUCUGUUUAUCCCAGCUGUGACUCAACAUUAGAAUAGCAGUAAAUGGUAGAGCUUUGUUUGUUUUGUUCUCACUGCAAGUUCAAAACCGCACAUUCUAGCCAAAAUGAGAUGAUGGAAUGUCUCCUACUGCAUCAUUGCAAUAAAGAUGACACCACAUUUCCCUGGGUCAUUGCACAAACAGACUGAAAUUGUCACAAUGGAUGUUUACUGCUUGUGUUCAGCAUUUGGACAGCAUAAGAGAAGGUGGCAUUCCAUUUGGAAUCCAGUGAAACCAGAGGAUAGAGUUCCCAUUUCCUCACACCAACCAUCUUUUUAAUCUUUAUUAAGAGCACAAUACAAUGCCACUCAUCCUUUCAGAUUUAUUCUCCUUUGGGGGUUCAAAUUAACCCCUAUAUCUUAUGGAAAGCCAGGUCUUCUCAGGUCAUUGUAGCACUGACUUCCACAUGUCACUUUUGCAAAGGUCUUUUCAGGUCAUUGCAGCACUGACGUCCACAUGUCACUUUUGCAAAGACAAGCAUAGUGAAAUGUUCACAGUGAAUACUAGGCAGAAGGGAGAUUUCAUUCAUGGCAUACUUAAGUAGCGUACAUCGUACAAAGCUCAGAGAGAAAGGAUAAUAAUAUUGAUAAUUCCCACUACUGAACAUUGGAUGUAUACUAACGUUUGACAUACAACAAUUUUACUAUGCAGGUAAGGUGCGGGGGAGGAAUAUAAGGCCACAUGCAUCAUGUGUGAAUAAUCUAGUAUUUAUCUUGAUGUAUGAAGGAUAACAGCUGCAUCACACAGCUCCCUGCCCUCCUAAGUGACAGCCCUUCAAAUACUUAAGGAGAGCUAUGAUGUCUCCCCUCAACCUCCUCUUCUCCAGACUGAACAUUCCCAAACCCCUCAGCUUUCCUCAUAUGGCUUGCGUAGCUUGCAUUCUCCUCAGCCUUCUUGCAUCCUAUGGCUCCCUGGGCUAUAAGUAUUCAUUGUUUGUAGCCAAAAUAAACUCUUAAUUUAGUUA
Messenger RNA from Sphaerodactylus townsendi, 4827 nucleotides. It is a transcript of the gene SH3RF2, whose product is annotated as SH3 domain containing ring finger 2. Lineage: Eukaryota; Metazoa; Chordata; Lepidosauria; Squamata; Sphaerodactylidae. The record is from RefSeq and is a predicted model, not a curated record. Gene Ontology annotation, biological process: positive regulation of proteasomal ubiquitin-dependent protein catabolic process; protein ubiquitination; positive regulation of JNK cascade. Gene Ontology annotation, cellular component: nucleoplasm. The coding region runs from base 351 to 2552 and encodes 733 amino acids. Gene Ontology annotation, molecular function: protein phosphatase 1 binding; ubiquitin protein ligase activity. The transcript is spliced from 10 exons.